Molecule: messenger RNA, 660 nt
Organism: Rotaria socialis
Lineage: Eukaryota; Metazoa; Rotifera; Eurotatoria; Philodinida; Philodinidae
Source: the annotation of a GenBank genome assembly
AUGCCGAUCGCAAAAGUUACAACUACACCGCUAGGGGCAGCAACGACUACACCGCUGGCUACCGCAACCGCAACAGCGACAUCGAUAGGAAUAGCAACAGCUACACCGUUAGUGACAGCAACAACUAAACCGUUGGUGACAGCAACGACUGCACCACUGACAGCUACAUCAGCGACAUCGACAGGAAUAGCAACAACUACACCGUUAGUGACAGCAACGACUACACCGCUGGCAACCGCAACAGCGACAUCGACGGGAAUAAGUUCAAUGCCUUCAACUACUUCAAGUAUUGGUGUCAGCGUAUUGACCAGCGGAAAUUCAUGGUUUCUCAGCGAAGAGGUAGUAUUUAACUGCUCUGCUACCAUCACGAACAUCAGCAUUGUGACUACUGUGCAAAAAACGGUUGGUGCCUACUUUAACGCGAUUUGGAAUACUAUUUCGACUGCAAGUAUUACUCAAUCUUGUAUAGACAAUGGUGCACAGAUGAUUUACACAUGGGGCAUGAUCAACGGACAAACAGUUCCGACAUCUCAGUGCCCAUUCAAAAUGGCGGCGGAUUUUAAUUUGUUGGGCACAGCUCAGCCGACAAGUGGCGAUAAUUAUUUAGUAAAUAUCGAAAUGAUCACUGGUCAAGUGUAUGCAUUUUCAGGGAGCUUUUGA